Silurus meridionalis is the source of this 3808-nucleotide messenger RNA. RefSeq names its product sterol regulatory element binding transcription factor 2 (gene srebf2). Bases 159 to 3347 code for a protein of 1062 amino acids. Gene Ontology annotation, molecular function: protein dimerization activity; RNA polymerase II cis-regulatory region sequence-specific DNA binding; DNA-binding transcription factor activity, RNA polymerase II-specific. Gene Ontology annotation, cellular component: nucleus. Lineage: Eukaryota; Metazoa; Chordata; Actinopteri; Siluriformes; Siluridae. Gene Ontology annotation, biological process: positive regulation of cholesterol storage; positive regulation of transcription by RNA polymerase II. The record is from RefSeq and is a predicted model, not a curated record. The transcript is spliced from 21 exons.
GAUGGCGGCGUUUUGCUCGUAGAAGAAGCUUCUGAAUGCCGGAGAGAUGCGGAAAGAGUCGUGUUUUUACAGUUUUUAAUCAUUUUGUAUUUAUUAUUUUAUAUAAAAAGUGUGAGCGCGCAGAGAUACAGUAGAGAAGCACUGGUUAAUGUGAGAAGAUGGACGGCGGAGGAUUUCUGAUGGAUACCAUGGACCAGACUCUGUCCGAGCUCGGAGAUGAGUUCACUCUGGGAGACAUCGACGAGAUGCUGCAGUUUGUCAGCAACAACUCAGAGUUUUCUGAUCUUUUUGAUGACCCCAUGCAAAGUGCACCAACGCAUCCGGUACAGUCGACCAACCCUGUAACCGUGACAAUCACCAGUUCUGCUCCUGCUGUGGUGGCCACACCCACCACAUAUGCACCUGUACAAAGCAUUGCAGUCAGCCAUCAGAGCCGAACAACCCCCCUACUGCAGCCCCGACCACGACCACCAACACACAUACAGGUUGCAGCCUCUUCAGUUCCUCUACAGACUCAGACCAUAGCGAGUUUUCCAGUGCAGGCACAGACGCUGCAGACACAAACUCAGACUGUGAUGAUUACUCCAAGUGCAACACAGCAAAGGUUCAUCCAGAAUCCUGUCAUAUGCCACCAAAACCCCAGUGCUGCCUUUCAGGUCCUUCAACCACAGGUCCAGCCAAUGGCAAUCCAGCACCAACGUGUACUGACUCCUGCAACUCAGACCAUUCAGACGAUCUCAGCUACGCCCACUACUGUUCACACUGUUACCCCUCAGUUGUUGGUGCACCAGCCCCAGAUUUUGAAGACGGACUCGCUAGUUUUGACGACGAUGCAAAAUCCGACCGGAAUCACAACACUUACUACACCGUUACAAACGGCUGUACAGGUUCCUACUCUGAUGGGGGGUAACAUCCUCACCACCGUUCCAGUCAUGAUGGGCGGCGGUGACAAGGUGCCGAUCAAGCAGCUCCCGGCAGCCCCCACCCAGUGUGCCAGCGUGCCCCGGGCGGGGCAGGAGCAGGGAACUGUGGUUGGCAUGGGAGUGGGUGGUGUGGUGAAGGAGGGAGAGCGGAGGACAACACACAACAUCAUCGAGAAACGUUAUCGCUCGUCUAUCAACGACAAAAUUCUGGAGCUGCGAGACCUCGUCAUGGGCAACGACACCAAGAUGCACAAGUCGGGUGUGUUGAGGAAGGCCAUCGAUUACAUCAAGUACCUGCAGCAGGUAAACCAGAAACUGAGGCAGGAGAACCUGACGCUGAAGAUGGCCAGCCAGAAACAGAAGUCGGUGUGUGUGGUGGACGAGGUGUCUAUUCUGACUCCUCCCCCAUCAGACUCGGGUUCCGCCUCUCCUCAGUUCAGCAUCGACUCAGAACCCAACAGCCCACUGCUCGAUCCGAUGAAGAGUGAACCGUCUUCUCCCCCCUCCUCGGUGGGCGUGAUGGAUCGAUCCAGGGUGCUGCUGUGUGCACUCACCUUCCUGUGUGUGUCCCUGAACCCUCUGCCCUCACUCAUUGGCUCGGACCAGUAUAGCACCUCCUCCUGGCCUGGAGGAGAAUCGUUCAUACGCUCACGAUCACUCGUCUGGCUGCCUGCACAAACGCAGAGCUUCGGUGCGUGGCUGUGGUGUGUGUUGCCGUGGGUGAUGGUGUGGGUGUUGAGUGGAGUGGGCGUGGUUUGGGGGUGUGUAAGGAUUCUGUAUCUAUGGGAACCGGUCACACCCCUUCACUCACCCACAUCAGUGAUGUUCUGGAGGCACCGGAAACAGGCUGACAUACAACUGCAGAGGGGGGCCUACAGCGCUGCAGUGGGCAGUUUAGAGACGUGUCUCUCGGUUUUAUCCCGGGCCCUUCCUUCCACGACCUUUGACCUCGCCUGUUCGCUCUCCUGGAAUCUGAUUCGCUACUGCCUGCAUAGACCCACCCCAUUGGGCUGGCUGGUGCGCCUGAUAGGUGGAAAACACGAGGGGGAGGAGUCUCAGAUCAGCUCCAGGGAUGCAGCGCUGGUUUAUCAUCAACUGGGCCAGUUACAGCUCACAGGUAAGCUGUCGGGCGCAGUGCCAUGUGGGAGUGUGUGUGAGUCUGAACGCAGUGAAUCUGAGCGAGAGUGCACGAGGAAAAUGGCUCCUACUGAGCACGCUCAGAUCUACAUCACCACCGCUAUCUCACUACGCAAAACUGUGUUGGGAAAACAACUGAGCUUUCUUCCUGCGUAUUUACUGAGCUGUGCAGAAAGUCUGUUCUCAGACUCGAAGCCUCCAGACUCCCUGCGCUGGAUCUUCAGCCCAUUGGCCAAACAGUUUUUUCUGAGCUGUGAUUGGUCAGUGAGGGCUGAGAACAGUGCAGGAGUGUUUUCAUCCGAAAGAGAACAAGUGGACCCUAUUGCCCAGCUCCAUCGUCGUUUCUGUGAGAAGCUGUUGGAGAGAGCCAUACACACACUGAUCCUGCCACACACUGACACUGAUAGUGUGAAACACAAGGACGAGAGCGGAGAGUUCAGUGGUGUGAUGGAGUUUCUGCAGCUGUUGAACAGCUGUACAGAUGACUCCGCCUCCCCCACUCCACCCUUCCCAGCACUGGCCAAUCAGAACUCAGCUUCAGUGUCAGAUCCUGUGUGUCGUUGGUGGUCGUUGGUCCUGAAGGCUGCUGUUCAUUGGCUGCAGCGAGAUGAUGCAACUGUGAGGUCACUACUGGCGGAGGCGGAGCGAAUGCCGAGAGCCCUGCAUUCUCUGGAUCACCCGUUGCCAAAGGCCGUGUUGGCGCUGUGUAAAGCGAUGCAGAUGAGUGUGUGUCCUCCGAAGGGAGAAGGAACACUGGGCUGUCUUACACACUGCAACAGAGCCAGUUCUUACCUGCACAACAGCAUCACACACACACCCACACACACCUGGCUGCACAAGGGAGCAGAGCUUCUGGUGUGUGACCUUCUGCUGACCUUAAGGACCAGCCUUUGGCAGCGUGGGGGUGGAGCUAAUGGGGAGCCGAGCCCCGCCCCUUCUCCUCAGCUGGCUGGAUUCCAGAGGGACCUGAGCUCUCUGCGUAAACUGGGGCAGGGAUACACACAGGCUCAGCACAAGGUGUUUCUCCAUGAAACGACAGUGAGGUUAAUGGCAGGUGCCAGUCCCACUCGCACACACCAACUGCUGGAGCACAGCCUGCGCCGGAGAACACACAGCUAUAAAGAUGGUGUGUGUGUUCCGGGAGAACGUGAACGUGCUCAUGCCAUCAUGCUGGUGUGUCGUCACCUGCCCCUGUCGCUGCACCGCACACACCUGCUGGCCCACGCCAAACACACACUGCAGAGAGUGGGAGACAUACACACACUGCACGCUAUCGCUGCCUCAUAAACACACACACACACACACACACACACACACACACACACGGGGAGGGAGGUGUAUAUAAGCUGUAUAGAUUAUUUUACAGACUUAAAUAAGGGGAAGUUAGUGAUGCUGUAGGGAACACAGGACAGACAGACAGGUGAGUGUGUGUGUACAGGACAGACAGGUGUGUGUGUACAGGACAGACAGACAGGUGAGUGUGUACAGAACAGACAGACAGGUGUGUGUACAGGUGAGACAGACAGUUGAGUGUGUACAGGACAGACAGACAGGUGAGUGUGUACAGGUCAGACAGACAGACAGGUGAGUGUGUACAGGUCAGACAGACAGACAGGUGAGUGUGUACAGGUGUGUAUGAUGCUUUCAUAUGAUAAUUAUAUUCCUUUAUUCUUCUCUCUGGUGUCUGUUGGUUUUUGUGUUUAUUGUAAUGUUACUUUUGUCAAUUAAAGUUACUGUAUGUAUCUGGA